This is a messenger RNA of Acipenser ruthenus (sterlet), 13063 nucleotides long. Its product is annotated as trinucleotide repeat-containing gene 6C protein-like. Gene Ontology annotation, cellular component: nucleoplasm; P-body. The transcript has 23 exons. Gene Ontology annotation, biological process: positive regulation of nuclear-transcribed mRNA poly(A) tail shortening; miRNA-mediated post-transcriptional gene silencing. Gene Ontology annotation, molecular function: protein binding; RNA binding. The coding region runs from base 498 to 6209 and encodes 1903 amino acids. NCBI's taxonomy places the organism in Eukaryota, Metazoa, Chordata, Actinopteri, Acipenseriformes, Acipenseridae. The record is from RefSeq and is a predicted model, not a curated record.
UUGUUUUUUUUUUUACAUUUUUUUGCACUUUAAAAAUGCAUUUGAUUUCCUUAAUGUACAUUAAGUAGAAACUCGGCUUUAAGAAAAAAAAAAACCUGACUUGUUUUUCCUUACUCUGCGUAUGAUUUGCUUUAACAAAUAAACAUCUGAUGGGAAUUCGUUUUUUUUUUUUUGUUUUUUUUUUUGCACCCGUUGUUCUGGCUUGUCGUCCCCAGGGAAUUUGAAUUUGAUCCGCUUCGCCAGCUUCGGAUACGAAUAUUUCAUUGCGAUUUCUUCUCUGCCACAUCGUGAGCAUAGGAAAGAAGCGCUUCAGUGAAUAUACGACUGAAAUCCUGAUCUGUCAAAUUACGGGUACUUUUCAGAAGAUUAACGAAAAGAGUGUUUCGUUUUCUUCCGGAGAAUCUGAAUAUUAGACUGCCAAAGCUAAGCCUGGGGUAGUUGAGAUUAAAAGAAUAACGAGAGAGAAGGAACAGGAAACGCAAGAAGAGAACCAUUUGAUGGAAGAAAAGAAAAAGAAAAAGCAAGAAGAAAAGAAAAAGAAGGAAGCGGCUCACAGAAAGGCUGCGGAACAGAAAACCAAAGUGCCAGUAUCUGCCAAGCUCAGCCCCAGCUCUCCCCACCCUGCCAAUCCCAGCGUGACUCCUCCCAUCCCCACGGUUAGCAGCAGUGGCAAUGGCAAGCGAGCUCCUCCCAGCGCCCAGCAGCAGCAGCAGCAGCAGCCGCCGCCGGCAGCCCCGCGCUUCCCUCCCCGCGAGGUCCCCCCACGCUUCCGCCAGCAGGAGCACAAGCAGCUACUGAAGAGGGGACAGCCACUGCCAGCAGGGACUCUCGCCACCACGGGACAGCCAGGGGCCAGCUCGCCCCCUCAGACCCCCGCCAGCCCCAGCAAGCAGCACACAGAGUUGCCACACCAGAGUGGCCUGGGAACCCAGUAUGAGAAUCUCCACUGGGGACACCAGCCCAGCAACCGCAUCUGGGAUCAAGUAAUCAUCGACCAGAGUGACACGGAGGCGUGGCCUUCCAUUUCCUACAGCGAGAGCCACGCCGCUCCAGAAUGCACCACAGAUAUUGACUGUACUACAGAGAUAAGCAGCAGCAACAUGAGCAUAGCCACGGGGGCCGGGCAGCAAAGCCACUUCUCGGCCCACCACCCCAGCAGUAAAAACAGCAGCAACCACUCUGAAAACAUGGUUUCCAACCAGGGCGGAGCCAGUCGGGGCUGGGGCGCUGGGCCCACCCACUGCCCCUCUGCCAUUAGCAGCGAGGGGAAGACAGACAGCAUGCCAAUGGGAGGGAGGGGUCAACCCUGCUGGGGGUCCUCCAACUUUAACUUGAACCUGAACCCUAACGCCAACCCGGCUGCGUGGCCAGUACUGGGGCAUGAAGGGGCUGGAAUGGGGGGCGGUGGCCCAGGAGGCAACAACCCCCCUCCUCCCCUAAACCUCUGCAGCCCAGCUAGUGCCCCGUCAGUACAGGAAAGGGGCGGGAGUAUGGGCAGCACCAAUGGGAACCCUGUAGGGGGCAGUGGCAACAGUGCCUGGGGGAGCAUACUUCCGCCAGACCCAACAGAGUCACGACACUCACCGUCCACGAAUGUGUCUUUCAGCGUCGAACCUCAAAACCUUAACACUGAUGGACCAAAUAACACUAAACAGCAGUCCCUCAGCCCCAUCCACGGCCUGCCAAGCUGGGGUUCUGUCCCUGUGGACAUGGGGCCUCUUGUGCAACCACAGGUCAAUGGAGAGGGGGGCUCAGUGUGGGGUAAUGGAGACGCCAAGCCAACAGGUUCCAAGGAUUCAGCUUGGGAUUCUGGGCCACCCAGUGGCCCUGGAAUUCUGACGCCUUGGGGCCAAGGCGGCAGUAAUGCAGGGGCCUGGGGCCGAUCGGCCUGCAGUGGAGGUGGAGACUGGGGCAAGCAUUCCAGCGAGGCCAAAGGGUGGGAGACAUCAGACUCCCCCCGGCAGGAGCAGUCCGUUUCCUGGUCCAACACCCCCGCCAGCGAAGGAAGCAACGACAGCCUUGAAGGGAGAUCCCGCAGGAUGGAGAGGCCACAUGGGGAGCUCGAUGCUCCCCCUUCCCUGCCUAGGCAAGACCUGGACCCACGGGUGCUGUCCAACACCGGCUGGGGCCAGACCCCUGUCAGGCAGCACACAGCCUGGGAGCUGGAGGAGAUGGCACGGUCUGAUCGCAAGAACGACACGGGGGCCGACUCCUGGAGCACAGGGUCAUCUUCAUCAUCCUCGUCCGGCCCCCCACCAGCGCCUGCAACCGUCAGCGCGAACCCUGCUGCUGCUCACAUGUCUAACUCAGGUGGGAAGGGUAAAGGGUCCAGUUCCAAUACCUCGGCAGCUCCGGGCUGGGGAAACCCUGCCCUGGUGAUAGCCACACCAGCCUCCAGCCAGCCCAGCUCCAGCUGGGGUGAGGCCCUCAGCAAGAAAGCACCCAGCGGGCCUGGAGGAUGUGCAGGGAGCUCCAACUCUACUGGACCCAAAGGUGGGAUGUCCUGGGAUCAGGAGGAGAAGUCUCCCAGCUGGGAUGACCCACCUGCCAAACCCAAACCUCAGAGCUGGGGCGAGGGACCCAAGCCUGGACAUGGCUGGGGUACAGGGACGAGUGGGGGAGGGGAUUGGGGGGAGCCCAGGGAGGAGAAGAAGAACGAUGUGACUGCAGCCUCUUGGGAAGAGAACCCCCGGAAUGCUGGGUGGGGAAAGCCAGGACAAGGAGCAGGAGCAGGAGCCGGGGUUGGGGGAGGUUGGAUGGAAACACAGAGGCCCAGUGCUCCGGUGCAAGGAUGGGGAGGCAAGCCCCAGGACAGUAGUAAUAGCAACGUAGAGUCCUGGGGGGGAGCAGGCACAGUGAAGCAGUGCGGAACGGGCUGGGGGGGGGGAGGGGGAGGAGGAGGAGGACGAGUGGGAGGGGGGGGUGGGAGCAAGCAAGAGCAAGGGAGCGAACCUACGGGUUGGGAAGAGCCCUCCCCUCCCUCCAUGCGCCGCAAGAUGGAGAUCGACGACGGUACCUCGGCUUGGGGAGACCCGAGCACCUACAACAAGACUGUCAACUUGUGGGACAAAAACAACCCUGUGAUUCAGAGCAGCCCUGGCAACGCUGCUGCCAGCAACAACCACGGCAACGCUGCUGCCAGCAACAACCACGGCAACGCUGCUGCCAGCAACAACCACGGCAACGCUGCUGCCAGCAACAACCACGGCAACGCUGCUGCCAGCAACAACCAUGGCAAGCAUGCUGCCAGCAACAGCAUCCACCACCAUCACCACAGCAGCCACGCCCAGAACCACAGCCAUGCCCAGAGCCAUUCCCAAAGCCACAGCCAGACCCAGAGCCACAACCACACCCCGGGCCACAGCCAGAGCCACACCCAGAACCACAGCCACACACCCAGCAACACCCACAACAGCCCGCAUGAGCAAACCACACCUCAUCAACCAAGUGCCCCCCAGAACAGAUCUGUACUCGCUGGGCCAGGAUGGGGAGACUUGCCCAGCGCUCGGCCGAAACCCGAGCCCUCGUGGGGGGAGCCCGUCUCCCCGGCAACAGCGGUGGAUAACGGGACCUCGGCCUGGGGGAAGCCCCCUGGCAGCUGUGGGGGGUGGGGGGACAACCCCUCCGAUCCGUCGGGGCCCUACGGCAGGGUGAACCCCCCCUCAGGACCGGCCCCCUGCAAGCCAGCCUCCAAAUCUAUGCAAGAUGGUUGGGGAGGCAGUCCGGACGAGCUGGGCGGUUGGGAUCGGGAGGAGGGGGAUGUGUGGAACAGCGCUACUUCCCAGGAGAGCAACUCGCCCUGCAGCUCCUGGGGGAACCUCCCCAAGAAGGGACCGCAAAAGGUCAUCAAGGUCCCCAGCAAGCAGGACGAGGCCUGGAUCCUGAGCCGGCUGAUCAAACAGCUCACAGACAUGGGCUUCCCGCGGGAGCCGGCUGAGGAAGCCCUGAAGAGCAACAGCAUGAACCUGGACCAGGCAAUGAGCGCCCUGCUGGAAAAGAAGAGCGAGCUGGACAGGCGGGGGAUGGGAAUGUGCGACUACAACGGCCUGCUGUCCAAACCGCUGGGCUGCCGCCCCCCCGCAAUCUCCAAAGAGUCUUCCUCAGACCGCUCCCCUUUCCUCGAUAAGGACGGCGGCCUAGUGGAAGACGCCCCAGCCUCACCGUUUUUGCCUUCUCCGAGCCUGAAGCUCCCGCUCUCCAGCAGUGCCCUGCCCAACCAGGCCCUGGGCGGGGUCCCCUCGGGGCUGGCCAUGCAAAACAUGAACAACAGACAGAUGCAGAGCAGCAUGUUUGGCAAUAGCGGAGCAGCACAAUUCAGGGCCAUGCAGCAGCAGCAGCAGCCAGCAGUGCCGCCUCUCAACUCCUCCCAGCCUAGUGUUCGCGCUCAAGUGCCUCAGUUUCUCUCCCCUCAGGUUCAAGCACAGCUCUUGCAGUUUGCAGCAAAAAACAUUGGUCUGAACCCUGCACUUUUAACCUCACCAAUGAACCCUCAGCACAUGACCCUGUUGAACCAGCUCUACCAACUGCAGCUGUCGUACCAGCGUUUACAAAUCCAGCAGCAGAUGUUGCAGGCUCAGCGCAGUGUUUCCGGUCCCAUGAGACAGCAAGAGCAGCAGGUCGCACGUACAAUCAAUAACAUGCAGCAGCAAAUCCAACAGCACCAGCGACAGCUGGCCCAGGCCCUUCUCAUGAAGCAGCAGCCUCCACCUCAUCCUGGCAUGCACCCUGGUACAGGAAAAUCAGCCCUGGAUAGCUUUCCACCCCACCUCCAGGCUCCGGGCCUACCUGACCUGCAGACCAAAGAGCAGCAGUGUUCCCCGAACUCCUUCUCCCCUCACCCACUCUCUGGACUGAAUCCAAACAUGAAUGUAAACAGCAUGGACGUGGGUAGCGGACUGUCCAUGAAGGACUCCUCUCAGUCUCAGUCCCGUCUCCCGCAGUGGACACACCCCAAUUCCAUGGAGAACCUCUCUGGCACUUCCUCUCCUCUGGAGCAGAACCUCAGCAAGCACGGUGCUAUCCCUGCAGGUCCCAGCAUCGGCCCCCCAGGGAAGUCCCCCAUGGAUGACUCCUACAGCCCCUACAAUCUAAUCCCCAGCAGCGAGUCUCCGGCCAGUCCACUAGUAGCCCCAGACAACUGGACACAGGCCAAAUCCGCUAAUGACAAAAUCUGCAACGGCACCAACAUCAGCUGGCCACCAGAGUUCUGUCCUGGCGUUCCCUGGAAAGGACUGCAGAAUAUUGACCCUGAAACUGACCCCAAUGUGACCCCAGGAAGUGUUCCCAGCGGCCCCACCAUCAACACCAAUAUCCAGGAUGUAAACCGCUACCUGCUCAGGGACAGGAGUGGAGGCUCAUCCCCCACAUCAUCUCAGAAUACCACGCUGCCUUCACCGAGUGCCUGGCCUGUCAGUGCCUACACUAGCUCUUUCAGUAUGUGUGAGUCUGCAACCAACACUGCAGGUAAACUAUCAGACAUGAAGUCGACCUGGUCCCCUGGCCCCAUCUCUCACCCCCAGGCCUCCCUGUCCCAUGAGCUCUGGAAGGUGCCACAAGGCCCCCGAAACCCUUCUGCUCCCACGCGGCCCCCCCCAGGACUCACCAACACCAAACCAUCAUCCACCUGGGGGGGCAACUCACUGGGCUUGACGCCAGGCUGGAGCAGCUCCUACACCUCCGGGACCACCUGGAGCACUGACAGCUCAGCAAGAACGAGCAGCUGGCUGGUUCUGCGCAAUCUCACCCCCCAGAUUGACGGCUCGACUCUGCGGACGUUGUGCAUGCAGCACGGCCCUCUCCUUACAUUCCACCUGAACCUGACUCAAGGGAACGCCGUUGUCCGCUACAGCUCCAAGGAGGAGGCAGCCAAAGCACAGAAAUCCUUGCACAUGUGCGUUCUGGGUAACACUACCAUCCUGGCAGAGUUCGCCGGGGAGGAGGACGUGAACCGCUUCUUUGCACAGGGUCAAUCUCUGACCCCCACCACCAGCUGGCAGGCCCAUCCGGGCACCAAUCAAACGCGUUUGGGAGGGGCGGGGCACUGGAACAGCGGCGGAGGGAAGGGGGGCAGCGAGCUGCUGUGGGGAGGGGUCCCCCAGUAUUCCAGUCUCUGGGGACCCCCUGGAGGGGAGGACUCCAGGGGGAUCGGGAGCCCCACCCCCAUCAACACACUGCUUCCGGGAGACUUGCUGAGUGGAGAGACCAUGUAGGGAUGGAAAGCUAGCCAAGCAAAUCACAUGGAGAUAAUCCGUGGAUGAGAAAGGAACCAUUGCUCCGACUCGCCAAUGGAAACAAACGGAAUGUGGCGGGCUGGAGGCUGCUGACUUCCUUUUUUCAUUUUAUAAGUAUUCAAAACUAUUUAAGAAGAGUGGAAAAAAUACAUAAAAAAGGAAAGAAAACAUUUUAAUGACGUAUUUCUACUAAUUCUGACAUUCAGUUUGAAUUGUGUUUUCAGGAGAACUGAUAAAACAAGCUGCCAUUUUGACCUUUCCCUCUAGCCCCUCCCCAUCAUGACCCCACCCCUUCAAGCCCCUCCCCUCAAUACUCCAUCAUUCUGAGCACGCCCAGUAGGAAUGGUUCACGUACUGUCUUCAGCACUAAUAUUAGCCUUAACUGCUCUCCAGCCCAGUUCCUCAUUUUUGUUUUUUUGUUUGUUUUUUUAAUUUUGAAGAAAAUCAUUGAUUCAGUUGUACAGUCCCAUUCUGAGUCAGCACAUGGAACAGAGAACAAGUUUUAACAACAGUGAUGCUAAGAUUUCUGUUACUUCGCGACUUGAGGGUCUGUAUACCUAUCGCAAAAUAAGCUGCAAGAAAUGUAAUCAAAAACGGUGUCUUAUGUGUAAUGGGUGGGAUGUGUGUGGAUCCAUAUGUACCACUGUCUACCCAUUUAUGGGAAACACAUCUGAAAGCUCUGCAUUGGCGUGUUGGCCUUGUUCUCUCAACGCUGUCACAUGACCUACAUCUUCAGGGGACGUGCAGCAGCAUCUUCAUUUCCAGACUCUUCCGUCCGCAGCUUUCCUGGGCAGACGCUGCUUUCUGUGCUGCCAUCACCGCACACAGGGUUUUUGAGACACUCCGGUGGACUGCGAGGCAGGAGUUUAGUCACAUGACCACCCGCUGCCCGUCCUCUCCCCCUCCCUGACUGCAGUGUUGGUCACAUGACCACCCGCUGCCCAUCCUCUCCCCCUCCCUGACUGCUGUCCUGGCCACAUGACCACCAGCUGCCCGUCCUGGUCACAUGACCACCAGCUGCCCAUCCUCUCCCCCUCCUUGACUGCUGUCCUGGCCACAUGACCACCACCUGCCCGUCCUCCCUGACUGCUUUUAGUGUGAAACUUUCUACUGGACUGGCUGCUCAGCAGCUUUGGGAGUGGGAACAGUAAUCCGCCGUCAAACCAAAUCGAGGGUGUUUCUUAUAAAGGUGUAGGCAAGAGUGCAUAUAUAUUGCUUACGUACAAAUGUGUAAAUUGAGACUUUGUUCAACCUUUUCAGUUGAUUAUAGCACUUACAAGAGCAAGACACUCUUACUCUGCGAUGCCAGUGAGUCUAAAAACAAGCAGUGCUGUAAACCGUGAAAGAACCACUCUAGCGGAUCAAGCUGCUGAACAGAACGACUCCAGCGGAUCAAGCUACUGAACAGAACGACUCCAGCGGAUCAAGCUGCUGAACAGAACGACUCCAGCGGAUCAAGCUGCUGAACAGAACGACUCCAGCGGAUCAAGCUGCUGAACAGAACGACUCCAGCGGAUCAAGCUGCUGAACAGAACGACUCCAGCGGAUCAAGCUGCUGGUUCCACUGUGUUUUCUGUGCACUCUGUUGGUUUGAAACUACUUGUAGAAGAUUAUUGCAGAAUAUGUUUUUAAAAUAUCAAAGUAAAUACCACUGUUACAUCAAAGAUUUGGACUCCUUUGAGAUGCUGCACUUGUAACGUUACACAGAAGAUCAAGUCCCUGUGACUCUACCUUGUACUGUAACAGCUGGUCAUCGGGUGCCUGUCUGCUGUGAAGCCUCUCUGAAAAUUCACUUUGAUUAGUGGCACUCCCGCUCAAAGCAUUUGGCUGCCAUUCUGUGUAGUGAGGCUGAUCUGGGUUCAGCGAGGCUGCCAGUCCCAGCUCAAGAUCAGUAAAGUUUCCAUUGCUCACUUCACUUUAACGAUCAAUUAUAACAGGCUCCAGUGUUUUAUAGAUGAGUUCAGUGUAUUCAGUGUUUGCAGCUCAUUGGCUCCUCACAACAGUACUAAUCAGGGUGUUUAGCAGUGUGCUGUACCUGCUCGAUCUCAUGGGACUAUAGUGUUAAGCAUGACCUAGUGCUGGAGUGACAUCUCCUGGUUCCAGUGAGGCAGGGCAUUCAGGAAUCCCAGGGCUCUGAUUGGUGGGCCAAACUGCCUUACAGAGCUGCACCUCCAGUGAAGAUUACUAGGCUCGAUAUCCAGAUCAGCAAAGUGGUCUUCACUGGUUAUCAGCACUGCAGCCUCCCGGACAGUGGGGGGCUAAAGCAGGGCCACCAGAAAUGAAACAGAGGCUGACCUUUAUAUAUCUAGCUGGUGCUUUUACAACGUUUUGAAAACAUUAAGGAUUUGGCCCAAGACAGACAUUCUCAGUUAAACCGACACAAGCCUCUGUUUCUAUGCAUUGGAGUUAGUGUGGACAGCACCACCCCCCUGUGAUCAUGUGCCAAUACCAGCUGCUUUGAGGAGACACUGUUACUCAAGGAUGCUGGACACGCUUGUGCAUACUCAUCUCUUAUGUGAAAGUGGUAAAGCUGGGGUAGAAACUUGAAAAAAAAAACUGUUGUUAACUAAUGUGGUAUUAGAUAGGUGGGGUCCGCACCAUCAUUUACUUUAGAAAGAGAUCCCAGGGGACAGAUAGUCCGUUUCCAAGUGCUUGGCAAGCAGUGGUAAAUACAGCUUCCUGUUUUCAUGCUCGUCUAGUUAAAUGAUCUUUGCACAAAUACACUUGGAGCCACGCUGCAGGCGAGUGGAGGCAGGAAGCAGCAUCCAUUCCAUUCCAGUGCUGGGAGGCAGUGAGGCCCAUUGAUUAGAGUCAAGCAGGCAGAAUGUUUCAUUGGUUGAUGGCAAGGUUGUUAAAACAAAGCUAGAGUGAUAGCUGGGAACUAUUCAUGGCAAGGGGAAGGAGUGAUCAGAGUUGUGAAGAUGACUUUGAUAACCUUCUCAUUCUCUACAAUAAGAACGCACUGUUGUAGGCGGGCUAGCCGAGUACAUAUUUUCUUUAUACCAAAAAGAUUGUUUUCAUUUUGAAGUUUGGUGUUUGGGCUCUGCCAUUGCUGGAAGGGGGUCCUAAGCCUGUCCUUCCCUAAGCAGUGUCAGUGAGCCCGCAUGAGCCAGCAUGCAGAGUCCGAGAUGCCCUUGGGAACUGUAUUAACUAUAUUAUUCUGUCCCUAGGGUAACGCAGCACUUACCUCAACUGCAGUGUUCUGCAAGUUGCAUUUAGAAAUGUCUGUUUUAAAGACGCUGUACUCCCUGCCCUGCCCAGGACUUCUCCAAGUGUCAGGCUUUUGAAGCUUUCCUUGAUGUAAUGACUGCACCAGCAAUGAUAACCUGUCACAGUCGCACGUCACAUCCAUUAAGGAUUGCAGUUCUGAAAGAACAGGUGUGUGAUGAUGCAGCAGGAGUUUGAUAUGUUGAGUGCAUGACCCCCAGACUCAGUGGGGUUCUUCACCAGCAGUAGUUUGGUAUGUUGAGUGCAUUACCCCAAGACAUUAAGAACCUCAUCUUUCUUUUUAAGGGCCUGGGUUGAAUAUGCAUGUGCUGAUUAUUAUUAUUAUUAUUAUUAUUAUUAUUAUUAUUAUUAUUAUUAUUAUUAUUAUUAUCAUCAUACAACUCCCCCUUCCUUUCCCCCCAAAAAACUAAAAAAAAUCAUAAACAUAUCAAAACAAAACAAAAAAAUACAAAUACUUGAAUCAAAAAUGAAACGCCAAUAAUGUAAUGUGAACACUUUUUGUAAUGAUCUUGUCACUCGUAUACUUCCGAGCUUUUGACACACCAGUUCAAAGGGGGGUAAAAAAAUUAAUCUGUUUGUGAGUGUUUGCACAGAAGUGAGUGAGAGAGAGAAGAAGCGUGUGAGUGUGUGUGAGAGAGAGCGCCUGUGGCAAGACACCAGUAUGAGUGUGCCAGGGUGGGUGAAUGUGUUUGUGUUCUUAUUCAGCAUAUGCUUUUAUUUGCUUGUUUGUAAAGAAACGCAGUGAUGGAUAUUGUUAUUCUUGUCAUUAGCACUGUGUCUGCUGCCCCUCAGUCGGCGAUCGUUAAGUACAGAGGGGACUCAAUGACACUUCAUGUGGAAAUGUUUACUCAAGGACUUAACCAAUCUGUAAAUGUUUAUCUACCUUACAGUGGCUUUUAUUGUGGAAACGGAUUAGAAUAAGAGUAUUGCACCAUUUAAUUUCUUUUUUUGGAUUAUAAAAAUAAAAAAUAAAAAAAAUAAAAAAUUCUUAUAAAAAAGACAAAAAAAAAAGGAUUUUUGAAGAACUGUGGCCAUAGCAUGUCCUUCGAGAAGGAGGAAGGCUCUCUGUGUUGGACAGCAGAGUGAGGCAGGGAGGCAGGACUCGGGUUCCAGAAUGAGACUCAUUUCAGAGGUGCCUACUUUUUUUUUUUUUUUUGGAAGGCCACCUACAGUUUACAAACAUUUAGUUUUUCUGAACUUCACAGAAAAUUUAUUACAGGAGCGUUUGGAAAACAAAAAGGACAGAUACUCUUCCAAGAAAAUGAAAAAUGAACUUGUUUUCAGAAUGAAGAUUCUGCUACUUUCAGAACUCUGGGAUUGAACAGUGUUGUUGUGUACUAGUUCACUUUGAUUUUGAUCGUGUUGUGUUCUAGUUCAUUUUGAUUUGAUUUGAUCGUGGUGUUGCGUGCUGUUUCACUUUGAUUUGAUUGUGUUGUUGCUAUUGAUGUUAUUGAUGUUACUGAUUUACGGACUAUCGAGCCUGUAUGUUUUAAUUGUUAUGUUAUUUUCCUUUGUAAAAGAAAACAUAACUUGCUCAUUAUCUUGCACACAAAUAAAACGUGGACGAUGUCUCAGGAAGGCUAGGGUUCCAGAGUACCAACUCCACGCCAUUUUAAUGUACAUUUUUAUGAAAAGAAGAACAACAUAAUAAAAAAAACCCAACUCCAAGCACUGAAGGUUAUGGAUUUUAAAAUACCAUUGUUUCUGAAUCCGUAGCAGUUACAUAUUUACCAAAUAAUGGACUCGAAAUGAACUUUUAAACAAAUUGAGGAGUACUUUAUAUAUAAAUCUAUAUAUUAAAAUAAUUGCUUUACAUUUUAAACAAAAUGCUCAAUGCUAUUUGAUUGUUUUUAAAGGACAGUGAACUAACAUACCAUGGCUGUAUGUUUUAAACUGUUGUAUUUUCUUACACAGAGGUCCCUUGCCUGCUUGAUCAGGAACAUUGUGCUUUACUUUUCUUUCUCUCUGUCUGUCUCGUAGUGUGCCGGGUAAUAAAGAAUACUUUAUGAAAAGCUGGGUUUCUGCAACACAUUUGACAAAGCUGGUUUUAAAUGGAUCGUGAACUAUGCACAAACUGGGGUUGAAGGCCUGCACUGUUCCUUAUUUAUCUCUCUUCAUUUAGGGUUGUGUUCAAGACUCUUGUUUCUGCUCAGAAGCUGUUUCAUUCUCCUCCCCCUCACCCUCUCUGCUCAGAAGCUGUUUCAUUCUCCUCUCCCUCUCUGCUCAAGCUGUUCCGUUCUCCUCCCCCUCUCCCUCUCUGCUCAAGCUGUUCCAUUCUCCUCCUCUUCUCCCUCUGCUCAGAAGCUGUUCCGUUCUCCUCCCCCUCUCCCUCACAUCAAGUUGAAUCUUGCAUCACAUCGCCGUGCUGUAUAUUUCCAAACCAAUGACGAUUUCUCAGACUGUAACGGUGUGUGUGGGGGGGGUUGAGGACGGCCCAGCAGUUUGGAGGGCUGUGUGUUAUUUAUCGGUUUGAGGGGGGAGGUCUUUUUUGCCUUUUAUUUUAAAAUGUACAAAUGUCUGUACUAUGAGAUUUAAAAAAAAAAAAAAAAAAAAGAGAGAGAAAAAGUGUGGCUUUUAAUGUGUUUUUUUUCUCUUCUAGAAUGUGAUUGUUAAAAAUGUGCACUGAAAACGUGUUUUCAUGAACUAUGGCGCUUCUUUCAAACUAUUAAUAAACUGCAGCUUUUUCUUGGAUGUUGAAAAACAAUGCAAAUAAUUCAAAUGGCAUGCAGGCUGCUGUUACGGUAUUUAAGCAUGUUACGAAACGUGUGCUGUAUCUUGCUUUGACGUUGUUUUAUCCAUUUAUACGUUUUAUCAUCACCCAAUUAUCCAGCUGUCCAUCUUGUACUGUCCUCACUGACCGUAUAAGAUGGGCGCUGUUGCUUCUUGGCUGAAAAUGAGAGUUUUACCAAGCGGUAAGUCGAUGCUCACAAACACGAAUACACAAACCCACAUGAGGCACUGCUGUCGGUUCUCUGAAAGAUGGACAAAACCACAAGCAAUUCAUUUCCUGUGCUCCAUCUGACCACAGGCAAAGUGAAAUGGAACAUUUCUGAAGACAUUGCCAGAAACUUCUUGCAGCCUGCUUGUUAAAAGCAUGACGUGACUUGCCACAGUGCUUCAGGCAACUGUUUAUUUAGUGUUGUAAAACUAUUGAGCAUUGACUUGGAGGUAGCAAACAAAAACAAGCAUUCAGUCUGAUGAGCAGUGCAGCAGUGUGGAGUAGUAGUUAGGGGCUCUGGACUCUUGACCGGAGGGUCGUGGGUUCAAUCCCAGGUGGAGGACACUGCUGCUGUACCCUUGAGCAAGGUACUUUACCUAGAUUGCUCCAGUAAAAACCCAAUUGUAUAAAUGGGUAAUUGUAUGUAAAAAAUAAUGUGAUAUCUUGUAACAAUUGUAAGUCAUUCUGGAUAGGGGCGUCUGCUAAUAAAUAAAUAAUAAUGAUGCUUUAACAUGAAGCUCUACACAUUGAGAGGUAGAUGUACGAAGAUGGGCCAGUCGCAGCACAAGCAUAGCGCAACUUGUAUUUCUGUUGCAGCUAUAAGCAAAGUAUACAUUUUGUCGUAUGUACUAAGAGGAACUAUGUUUAUAAAGAGAGCUGCAAUCUA